AUGACUACCUACGACCUUCAUACACUUGAUGCCCUUGCCCAAGACUGGAUCCGACUUGAUAAGAAUGAAGAAACCCGAAAUGAGAUCAUUGCUCUUCAAGAAGCAAACAACCAUGACGAACUUGCCAAAAGACUGUUGAACCGCAUCGAGUUUGGUACAGCAGGAUUAAGAGCACGUAUGGAAGCUGGCUUCUCGAGAAUGAAUGAUUUAACUGUCCUUCAGGCUUCCCAGGGAUUAGCAGCAUAUAUUGAGCGCACAGUUGAAAAUGCAAAGGAACGCGGUGUGGUUGUUGGCCAUGACCACCGCCACCACUCCGAAGACUUUGCUCGCCUGACAGCAGCAGCAUUCCUUACGCGCGGCUUCAAAGUGUGGUAUUACAAAGACUUGGUUCACACGCCAUUGGUGCCUUUUACUAUCAAGAAACUCAAGGCAGCUGGUGGUGUUAUGAUUACUGCAUCCCACAACCCCAAGGAUGAUAAUGGCUAUAAAGUGUAUUGGGAAAAUGCGUGCCAGAUUAUCCCUCCUCAUGAUGAGGGAAUUGCCAACACCAUUCUAGAGAACCUUGAGCCUUGGGCCUGGGACUACGAAUUGGCCACCACCAGUGAUCUUUGCAUUGAUCCCACUGAAUUGGGUGUUAUUGAUUCAUACUUUGAGGAAGUGGCCAAGUUAGCCAAGUUCAAAUCGGAUAACGAGGAAACUAGCGUAAAGUUUGUCUACACUGCUAUGCACGGUGUCGGCUUACCGUUUGCAAAGAGAGCGUUUGAUAUCUUUGGUCUUCCUCCCUUUAUCGAGGUUGAGAAACAGGUUCAGCCUGACCCUGACUUUCCUACUGUCGCAUUCCCUAAUCCUGAGGAAGGAAAAGGUGCAUUGAGUUUGGCUAUUGAAACUGCCGAAGAAAAUAAUGCAAACAUCAUUAUUGCCAAUGAUCCAGAUGCCGAUCGACUUGCUAUUGCUGAGCGAACCGUAAGUGGAGAAUGGAAGCUGUUCAGUGGAAAUAUGAUUGGUUCCAUUCUUGGUGCAGCUUCUCUCGAGAAGGCUGAAGCUGCUGGUCAGGAAGCAUCAUCGUUGGCUAUGGUGGCCAGCACAGUGUCCUCUAAAUUUUUGGCACGCAUGGGAGAAGUAGAGGGAUUCAGAUUCGAAGAGUCAUUGACAGGUUUCAAGUGGAUCGGUAACAAGGCAUUGGAACUUGAGAAGGAAGGAUACAACGUCGUAUUUUCUUAUGAGGAAGCAAUUGGUUUUACUAUUGGCGACAUCGUCAAGGAUAAAGAUGGUGUGAGCGCUCUAGCCUUUUUCGCUGAGUGGGCUGUUCAGCUCUACAAGCGAGGCCUUACUGUAUUCGAGUACCUAGAAGGACUUUACAAGAAGUAUGGUUACUUUGUCUCUGACAACUCGUACUUUAUUUGCCAUGACAAAAAAUUGAUCGAGAGCAUCUUCAAGCGUAUCCGCUACGGAGAUCAUCCUUAUGAAUAUGAGCUUGCAUAUCCAGAGACCAUUGGUGGUUACAAGGUUGUAUCUGUCCGAGAUUUGACUGUUGGAUAUGACUCUAGUAAGCCUGGAAACAAGCCCACACUUCCUGUCUCUGCGGCUUCAGAAAUGAUUACCUUUAGCCUUGAGAAUCAUACCGUAUUCACGAUCCGAACAAGCGGUACUGAGCCCAAGAUCAAAUAUUACUCAGAGCUGAGAGGCGAAUCUGAAGAGCAAGCCAAAAUUGACUUAGCCAAGGUUGUUGCAGCCAUUGGCGAUCAACUUAUGGAAUAUGAAAAGAAUGGUCUUGCAAAGAAGAAGGAGGAUUAA
Molecule: messenger RNA, 1794 nt
Organism: Phycomyces blakesleeanus NRRL 1555(-)
Lineage: Eukaryota; Fungi; Mucoromycota; Mucoromycetes; Mucorales; Phycomycetaceae
Exons: 13
Coding region: 1-1794 (597 amino acids)
Biological process (GO): carbohydrate metabolic process; purine ribonucleoside salvage
Molecular function (GO): magnesium ion binding; phosphopentomutase activity
Source: RefSeq, a predicted model, not a curated record